Messenger RNA from Ahaetulla prasina, 1749 nucleotides. RefSeq names its product myosin light chain kinase 2 (gene MYLK2). The coding region runs from base 1 to 1128 and encodes 375 amino acids. The transcript has 10 exons. The record is from RefSeq and is a predicted model, not a curated record. Gene Ontology annotation, cellular component: nucleus; cytoplasm. Gene Ontology annotation, molecular function: ATP binding; protein serine/threonine kinase activity. Lineage: Eukaryota; Metazoa; Chordata; Lepidosauria; Squamata; Colubridae. Gene Ontology annotation, biological process: protein phosphorylation; positive regulation of apoptotic process; intracellular signal transduction.
AUGCUGCUGGGGCCUCUUACGUCCCGGCAGAAAGCAAAGAGACAGACGACUCUGCGGAACCGGGUGCAGCCCUACCUCCUCAGAUUUGUGAGACCCCUCCUGAUCUUGGACGACACUCCCCCUCCUCCUGCGCCCUUCACCCACCGCAUCGUCACACUGAGGACUGGAGACUUCAAAGAUACUUACAAACUGAACACGAAGGAAAUCCUGGGAGGGGGGAAGUUCGGGGAAGUGCGUACGUGUACGGUGAAGGACACGGAUCUCAAGCUGGCUGUGAAGAUCAUCAAGAAGCAGGGCCCCAAAGACACGGAAACAGCCGAAGUCGAAAUCGACGUAAUGAACCAGCUCAACCACCGAAACUUGAUCCAACUCUACGACGCCAUCGAGACGCCCCGAGAGAUCAUGCUCUUCAUGGAAUUCGUGGAAGGGGGAGAGCUGUUCGAACGGAUCAUCGAUGAAGAUUACCAACUGACCGAGGUGGAUUGCAUGGUGUUUGUGCGUCAAAUCUGCGAAGGAAUCCUCUUCAUGCAUCAGAUGAGGGUCCUGCACCUGGACCUCAAGCCCGAGAACAUCCUGUGUGUGACGGCCACUGGCCACAUGGUGAAGAUCAUUGACUUUGGAUUUGCCCGAAGGUUCAACCCCCGAGAAAAACUAAAAGUUAACUUUGGCACCCCGGAAUUUCUGCCGCCAGAGGUAGUCAGCUAUGAGCCGGUCUCCUACAGCAGCGACAUGUGGAGCAUGGGGGUGAUCGCAUAUAUGCUGCUGAGUGGUUUCUCCCCUUUCCUGGGCGACAACGACACAGAAACCCUCAACAACGUCCUGUUGGCGGAGUGGUAUUUCGACGAGGAAGCCUUUGAAGGCAUCUCGGAUGAAGCCAAAGACUUCGUCUCCAACUUGAUCAUCAAGCAAAAAGGUGGGAGGAUGAGUGCAGCCCAGUGCCUCCAGCACCCGUGGCUCAACAACCUGGCUGAUAAAGCAAAACGAGUCAACCGGCGCCUCAAAUCUCAGGUUCUGCUCCGGAGAUACGUCAUGCGACGUCGCUGGAAGAAAAACUUCAUUGGCGUUUGCGCUGCCAACCGAUUCAAGAAAAUUACCAGCUCCGGAUCUCUGACAGCUCUCGGGGUCUGAACUGGGGAGCGGAGCGGGGUGGUGGUGGUGUUGGGGAGAGGACGUGGUAGCCAGCAAAAGAGGAACGAGCGAGACCACCGACCCGAAGCUUGGACAGUCUUGUGUUUGUUGUGCCCUGCCAUUCAGGGAUGGUGUAACGGGGACUGGACAGCAGGGGCUCUGGAGCAUGGGACCUUGUGGUGCAGAGAUGCUCCUCUCUCCGGUACAAAGCCUGCCUGGUCUCCUGCCUCUGCUUACCUGGGCAGGGGAGCCCCUUCCCCUCACUCGGCUGACUUGAGCCUCGCCACCGCAGGGCCGCUUUCAACGAUUUCCCCCCGCUGAGAACUCAUUAGGACUCCUUGCGCAUUGCGCCAUCCAUGCACCCUUUGCCAGAGCUCUGGCUGCUUCAAGGACCCUCCUCCCUCACUGCAGGGAGCCGGGUCCCACUUGGGACACUGUUGGUUCAUCCAGCCGGAAGAGGGUCCUGGCAUCCCCGCCGUUUGGCGUCUCUCCUGUCGGAAUGGUACCCGAAGAAGCUCAUUUGGAAACCUGGACUCUCGUAUCCUGCGGAGGGUACCUGCCCCUUCCUGCCAUGGUGUUGCUUUUUUGGGGAGAAGGGGGAUGGGUGGGGGUGGGAACCAA